AUGGAAGCCAUUUUCCGGCUUCAUUUAGCAUCUUUGCUGCUAAUCACUAAUCGAUUAGAAAUUGUGCUAUCCAUUGGUUUUGCCGAAGAGUUGUACUGUGGUCUUGAAAAUUGUUACGAUGUGCUGGGGAUAAAUCGCGAGGAGUUCGACAGGACGACAGUAUCGAAGAUCUACCGUGCGUUGGCGAAGAAGCACCAUCCAGAUCGAGUGAAGGACCAGGUGGCUAAGACAGAGGCAGAAGCUCGCUUCCGGGUGAUAGCAACUGCUUAUGAGACUUUGAAGGACGAACAAACGCGUUCAGAUUACGACUAUUACCUGGAUCAUCCAGAAGAAAGACUCUACAAUUAUUAUCAGUACUACCGUCGGAAGGUCAUACCCAAGGUAGACGUUCGAUUGGUGAUCCUGGGAACCAUUUUGUCCAUCUCCUUAUUCCAGUACUACAGUGCUAAGCAGAAGUACGCUGAAGCAAUAGCAUACGCUAUGACUGUUGGAAAAUUUCGAAACAUGGCCAUAAACGCUGGAUUGGAAAGGAAGGUUCUUGAGGUUGACAACAAAGGCAAGUUAAAGAAAAAUAAAGGAAAAAACAAUGAGGAUAUAAUAAGAAGUAUCAUCGAGGAGAACAUGGACGUCAGAGGUGGUUACAAGAAGGAAUCCAUCUAUGACACUCUCCUAUGGCACUGCAUAAAGUUCCCAUAUACCCUGUUUUCCUGCGUUUGUUGGUAUGCCAGGUGGAUAAUCAAGUACUGGAUACGAGGAGAAGAGUACGACAAUGAUGCGAAAUUGUACUUCGUAAGGAAAUAUCUGGGUCUUAGCGAGAAUCAAUUCAAUUGCAUGGCAGAUGAAGAACACCAGGACAUGUUAGCUCAGGAGUUGUGGAUCCAAGAUAAUUUCAAACGGUGGAAGGCUGAAAAGGAUGCAAAGGAACAGGAAAAACUUGUUCAGAGUGGCAGGUACAAGAGGUAUAAACGGUUUAUGAAAAAUAACGCCGGGACCAUCUCAUUUUUGGAUGAAGACUGA
This is a messenger RNA of Angiostrongylus costaricensis, 1017 nucleotides long. Lineage: Eukaryota; Metazoa; Nematoda; Chromadorea; Rhabditida; Metastrongylidae. The record is from the annotation of a GenBank genome assembly.